CGCAGCCCGGGGGCGGCGCCUAGUUCGCCGCCGUCUCUCUCAGCAUUCGCUGUGCUGUCUUUGUCCACCCGCGUCGCAACCGCUGCGCUUUGUUCCCGGUGCCCGUGUCUGGGUCGGCCGGGCGCGCCGCAGAGUAGCUGCCGCCGAUCUGGCGUCGUCGUCGCCCCCCUCGCCGCCGGCCUCUGCGCGCGGCCGGGCCUUGCCCCCCAUGGUCUCCCGGCCUGAACCGGAGGGCGAGGCCAUGGACGCCGAGCUGGCGGUGGCACCGUCGGGCUGUUCGCACCUGGGCAGCUUCAAGGUGGACAACUGGAAGCAGAACCUGCGGGCCAUCUACCAGUGCUUCGUGUGGAGCGGCACGGCUGAGGCCCGCAAGCGCAAGGCAAAGUCCUGCGUCUGCCAUGUGUGUGGUGUCCACCUGAGUAGGCUUCACUCCUGCCUGUACUGCGUUUUCUUUGGCUGUUUCACAAAGAAACACAUGCAUGAACAUGCGAAAUCCAAGCGGCACAACCUGGCCAUUGAUCUGACAUAUGGAGGUAUAUACUGCUUCUUGUGUCAGGACUACAUCUAUGACAAAGACAUGGAAAUAAUUGCCAAAGAGGAACAGCGGAAAGCUUGGAAGAUGCAAGGCGCUGGAGAGAAGUUUUCAACUUGGGAACCAACCAAACGGGAGCUGGAACUGCUGAAGCACAACCCCAAGAGGAGGAAGAUAACCUCCAACUGCACCAUAGGCCUACGUGGGCUGAUCAACCUGGGGAACACGUGCUUCAUGAACUGCAUUGUUCAGGCUCUGACCCACACGCCACUCUUACGAGACUUCUUUCUGUCAGACAGACACCGUUGUGAGAUGCAGAGCCCCAGUUCCUGCCUGGUCUGUGAGAUGUCCUCACUCUUCCAGGAGUUUUACUCGGGGCACCGCUCCCCUCACAUCCCGUAUAAGCUGCUGCACCUGGUGUGGACCCACGCACGGCACCUGGCGGGUUAUGAGCAGCAGGAUGCACAUGAGUUCCUCAUCGCAGCCCUGGAUGUCCUCCACCGACAUUGUAAAGGGGAUGACAAUGGGAAGAAGGCCAACAACCCCAACCACUGCAACUGCAUCAUUGAUCAAAUCUUCACCGGUGGGCUGCAGUCUGAUGUCACAUGCCAAGUCUGCCAUGGAGUCUCCACCACCAUCGACCCCUUCUGGGACAUCAGUUUAGACUUGCCAGGUUCCUCCACCCCAUUCUGGCCUCUGAGCCCAGGGAGUGAGAGCAGUGUGGUGAAUGGGGAAAGCCAUGCAUCUGGUACUACCACGCUCACGGACUGCCUGCGGAGAUUUACCAGACCAGAGCACUUAGGAAGCAGUGCCAAGAUCAAGUGCAGUGGUUGUCAUAGCUACCAGGAGUCCACUAAGCAGCUCACCAUGAAGAAGCUGCCCAUUGUGGCCUGCUUUCAUCUCAAACGAUUUGAACAUUCAGCCAAGCUGAGACGGAAGAUCACCACAUAUGUGUCCUUUCCCCUGGAACUGGACAUGACACCUUUCAUGGCCUCCAGCAAAGAGAGCAGGAUGAAUGGGCAGUACCAGCAGCCCACAGACAGUCUCAACAAUGACAACAAGUAUUCCUUGUUUGCUGUAGUUAACCAUCAAGGGACCUUGGAGAGUGGCCACUAUACCAGCUUCAUCCGACAGCACAAAGACCAAUGGUUCAAAUGUGACGACGCCAUCAUCACCAAGGCCAGCAUCAAGGAUGUGCUGGACAGUGAGGGGUACCUGCUGUUCUACCAUAAACAGUUCCUGGAAUACGAGUAGUCUCCUCCACUUGUCAGAAAACGGAGGGCGACGAGUUGACAAGUCUCCCAAGAUGAUCCCCUGUUCCCCUGACCACAUGACACCCUGACACCCCUCCUGUUCAGACAUGCCACAUUCAGGGCUCCUCUGCACAUAGGAGUUAUGGUGUCAGGGUGGACACACUGUGGAGCAGAACUGUCCUGUGUCCUGGGUGGGAAAGGAGCUUUGGGGCUCUGUGGCAGUGUCUCCUGUCUCCGAAGCGUGUGGGAGAUGGGGACGGUAUCCUCAGUGCAGAGCAGCCCCUGCCUGGUGCUUCAUUUGGUAGUCCCAUGCAUGCGGUUUGAAAAGGCUCCUGCCAUUUGGAAAUUUUGGGUCCAUUAAAGCUGUAAAGUAGAC
Messenger RNA from Perognathus longimembris pacificus (Pacific pocket mouse), 2161 nucleotides. It is a transcript of the gene Usp22, whose product is annotated as ubiquitin specific peptidase 22. Bases 209 to 1786 code for a protein of 525 amino acids. Gene Ontology annotation, biological process: protein deubiquitination. Gene Ontology annotation, molecular function: zinc ion binding; cysteine-type deubiquitinase activity. Lineage: Eukaryota; Metazoa; Chordata; Mammalia; Rodentia; Heteromyidae. The transcript is spliced from 13 exons. The record is from RefSeq and is a predicted model, not a curated record.